GGCGGACAGGUCACUGGAGUCCAGAACCCGGGAAUCUGAGCCCGGAGGGCGUGGGUAGGGGGCGUUGCACCAGUGCCCGGCAGACAUGCCUUUGGGCGGGAUUUUGGCUAAAAGAUAGGAGGCAGGUGCGCAGGGGUGCGGGGAGCGGUCCCAGGGGGCGGGAGAUUGGGGAGCGGCGGGGAGGGGGGAGGGUCUGGUCCAGGCAGGUAGAGACAGCUUCUUAGGCAGCCAGCGAGUUGGCAGGUGGGUUGGGACUCCCUUGUCAACUCAUUAAUUUUAAGCAGUCAGUUUGGGGGCACUGCAGGAUAAUCAGGAGGGCCGUGGGGAGGCAAAAGGUGACCCGGGAUGCCGGUGGUGGGGAAGGAAAAGAGGAGCCUUGGAAAGCUUGGAGGCAAAAUUGCGCUUGGGCUCCGGGUCCUUGCAUCCCUCCUGCCUUGAGUGCGGGAGAACACUUUUUCAAGACUCACCUUGGAAGGAAAGCCUCCGUCCCAGGGGAGAAGGAGAGGUGUCUGCAGGGGGCAGAGACCGCAGCUACCUGCCGGGUGCGCCCCCCACCCCAGGAGCGCUCGCUUCGCCCCCUUUCCUCCCCCGCCCCCACCUCCUUAUUGGUGCUAGUUUGCAGCGCCCAGCUCCUGCGCCUUCGCUUCGCGUUUGAAUCUGGCUCGCCCCUUCGUAUUAUGUCUGCACUCCGAAGGAAAUUUGGGGACGAUUACCAGGUAGUGACCACAUCGUCCAGCGGCUCGGGCUUGCAGCCCCAGGGGCCAGGCCAGGACCCGCAGCAGCAGCUUGUGCCCAAGAAGAAGCGGCAGCGGUUCGUGGACAAGAACGGCCGGUGCAAUGUACAGCACGGCAACCUGGGCAGCGAGACGAGCCGCUACCUCUCGGACCUCUUCACCACGCUGGUGGACCUCAAGUGGCGCUGGAACCUCUUCAUCUUCAUUCUCACCUACACCGUGGCCUGGCUCUUCAUGGCGUCCAUGUGGUGGGUGAUCGCCUACACUCGGGGCGACCUGAACAAAGCCCACGUCGGUAACUACACGCCUUGCGUGGCCAAUGUCUAUAACUUCCCUUCUGCCUUCCUCUUCUUCAUCGAGACCGAGGCCACCAUCGGCUAUGGCUACCGAUACAUCACCGACAAGUGCCCCGAGGGCAUCAUCCUCUUCCUCUUCCAGUCCAUCCUGGGCUCCAUCGUGGACGCCUUCCUCAUCGGCUGCAUGUUCAUCAAGAUGUCCCAGCCCAAGAAGCGCGCCGAGACCCUCAUGUUCAGCGAGCACGCGGUGAUCUCCAUGAGGGACGGAAAACUCACGCUUAUGUUCCGGGUGGGCAACCUGCGCAACAGCCACAUGGUCUCCGCGCAGAUCCGCUGCAAGCUGCUCAAAUCUCGGCAGACACCUGAGGGUGAGUUCCUUCCCCUUGACCAACUUGAACUGGAUGUAGGUUUUAGUACAGGGGCAGAUCAACUUUUUCUUGUGUCCCCCCUCACAAUUUGCCACGUGAUCGAUGCCAAAAGCCCCUUUUAUGACCUAUCCCAGCGAAGCAUGCAAACUGAACAGUUCGAGAUUGUCGUCAUCCUAGAAGGCAUUGUGGAAACAACUGGGAUGACUUGUCAAGCUCGAACAUCAUAUACUGAAGAUGAAGUUCUUUGGGGUCAUCGUUUUUUUCCUGUAAUUUCCUUAGAAGAGGGAUUCUUUAAAGUUGAUUACUCUCAGUUCCAUGCAACAUUUGAAGUUCCCACCCCACCUUACAGUGUGAAAGAGCAGGAGGAAAUGCUUCUCAUGUCGUCCCCUUUAAUAGCACCAGCCAUAACUAAUAGCAAAGAAAGACAUAAUUCUGUGGAAUGCUUAGAUGGACUAGAUGACAUUACUACAAAACUACCAUCUAAGCUGCAGAAAAUUACUGGAAGAGAAGACUUUCCCAAAAAACUCUUGAGGAUGAGUUCUACAACUUCAGAAAAAGCCUACAGCUUGGGAGACUUGCCCAUGAAACUUCAACGAAUAAGUUCAGUUCCAGGCAACUCAGAAGAAAAACUGGUAUCUAAAACCACAAAGAUGUUAUCAGAUCCCAUGAGCCAGUCUGUGGCUGAUUUGCCACCAAAGCUUCAAAAGAUGGCUGGAGGAGCAGCUAGGAUGGAAGGGAACCUUCCAGCCAAAUUAAGAAAAAUGAACUCUGAUCGCUUCACAUAACAAAGCACUCCCUUAGAAAUUAUUUAAUGUUUGAUUUAGUAAUAGUCCAAUAUUUGGCAAUGAGGUAACUCUCCCUAAGGAAUCUGAAAGUAUAUUUUCCUCCCAGUUCUACAAGCAUAUUUGAGAACCCUUCCUUUCCCAAGUAUUGCUAAUGUGCAGAAAGCCACAGUUAUGAAGGGAGGACAUAAUAAGGAAGUUAUUUAUGGGCAUGUAUUAUCACAUCAAGCAUGCAAUAAUGUGCAAAUUUUGCAUUUAGUUUUAUGGCAUGAUUUAUAUAUGGCAUAUUUAUAUUGUAUAUUCCGAAAAAAAAAAUAUAUAUAUAUAUUUAAAGGGGAGAAACUCUCCCCAACAUUUCUAACAUAUGUAUUAAGCCAAACAUGAGUGAAUAGCUUUCAGGGCGAUAAAACUAAAUAUAUGUCUGUGUGUGUGUGUAUGUAUACACACAUAUACAUAUAUAUAUAUACAUACACAUACAUACAUACAUAUAUAUCUGAUAAAAUUGUGAUGUUUUGUUCAAAGUUGUAGUUCUUGUGCAUGUUUACUUUAUUAGAGUAGGAAGGCUACUGGCAUUAAUUAUUAAUACCAAAUAUUUUAGCCUUAAAUUUUUGUCAUUUUAAAAUCUGAUUUAAUGUUUUCUGCUGUUUAAGGUCCUGGGAGGCUUUCAAUUGUAUUUUAUAUGAGAGAAUCACACAAGUUUGUGCUAUUUAUGGCCCUGCAAAAAUAUAAUCAUUACAUGUUUAAUUGUAAAUUUUAGAGCAUACCAGUACUAGUAUAGCAUUGAACAUUUCUUAUGAUUUUUAAAAGUUGCUAGUACUGGGGAGAAAUAAUUGUUGAUUAAUUUGAGAAUUAUUCUUUUCCUAGACGAAUUAAAAUCUGGAAAUCUGUUCUGUAUAAGAUCUAAUACAAAGAUGAGCUCUGAACAAACGCUGAAUCAUUGUUAAUAGACAGUAGCCAAGUUAUAUUGAAUAUAUCAGAAUCUGUGUGAAGUUACACAUUAAUGGUCCCUGUUUCAAACUAAGUCAAUUGGAAACAUUUUCAUUCUUUUUUCCGGAAAUUACCUUCAUUUAAAAAACCAAUCAUUUUAAGAAGACAUGACAAUGCAAUGAAACAGAUGAUAAAUAUUUAUGCUUAAAAUAUGUAUGUCUAAUUGAGUCUCCUUUUUAUUCUGUUUUCUUGUUUAUGACAUUUGUUGUAACAGGAUAGACUUUUUCCUCACCUAGGGAACCUAUCCCAUGCCUGUCACUUAUCGUUCUGGAGGAAGUUUUUGCACAGACCUGAAAGAGAUUAAAAUUAGAUAAAUUGAAGAUAUCUUAGACACAGUUUUUUGGUGAACACACUGAUUUUAUUGUUGUCUUGGAUCCCUGGUCUACCCAAAUAAUUUUAACAGUACUGUUUGUCUGAUCCCAAAGUCUGAUAUUUAUGACUCACUAGCAGGAAUCAAAACUAGUGAUCAGUAGAACACUUUCAGAAUAAAAAUUUGGAAUGCAGAGA
Messenger RNA from Sapajus apella (tufted capuchin), 3674 nucleotides. It is a transcript of the gene KCNJ3, whose product is annotated as potassium inwardly rectifying channel subfamily J member 3. Gene Ontology annotation, biological process: regulation of monoatomic ion transmembrane transport; potassium ion import across plasma membrane. NCBI's taxonomy places the organism in Eukaryota, Metazoa, Chordata, Mammalia, Primates, Cebidae. The coding region runs from base 678 to 2183 and encodes 501 amino acids. Gene Ontology annotation, molecular function: G-protein activated inward rectifier potassium channel activity. The transcript is spliced from 3 exons. Gene Ontology annotation, cellular component: plasma membrane. The record is from RefSeq and is a predicted model, not a curated record.